Monodelphis domestica (gray short-tailed opossum) is the source of this 19102-nucleotide messenger RNA. NCBI's taxonomy places the organism in Eukaryota, Metazoa, Chordata, Mammalia, Didelphimorphia, Didelphidae. The record is from RefSeq and is a predicted model, not a curated record.
UGCCCACCUUACCCUCCUAUGCACUCCCAUUGGGCUGCUGGGCAGAGGGGCAAAUGUUGUGAAAAAAUGUCAUCAGGCUCAGUAGAGAGGAGGAAGGGAGCAGCUCUGCCUGAGUCCCUCUGCCUUUCUAGAGAAAACACAAAAACCUAAAAGGCUUUUGGGUGUGCUUGGUGCAAAUCUUCAGCACAAAAAUUCGGUGGUGUCUGAUGCUAGGGAAAGCGUGAACAGAUGGAUAAACAAGUGCAUGAUAAGCUUCAAAAGACGACUAAACUCAGAGGAGACUUAAUGGCUGCCAAAGAAGACAUAAGGCUAAUAAAAGAUAAGUUGGGGGAGAGAGAAAGAUUGGUGAGCAGCUUGAAUGAGAAAUUAUGGAAUUUAAAAGGUGAUAUACAAAAUUUACAUGACAUCUGUAGAAAUCAAGGAAGGACCUUGGAAGUGGAGGAACUCUCUAUUCAUGAGAUGGAAGGAGAUAUCAGCCUGAGUAAGCAGCAUAUACAAGGAGAGUUUGCAUGCUGUAACCAGACCCGUCAGAUACAGCUCCAGCAGCUAAAGGAAAAGUUGAUGGCUCUUCAGCAGGAACUGGAGUUCCGCACAGAAGAAUUACAAGCUUCUUAUUGCUCACUCUUACAAUAUCAGUCCAUCCUGGAUAAGCAGACCUGUGACCUAGAAGUGCUUCAUCAGCACUGCCACAUGAAAGAAGAUGAGCAGGCCAUGGUCUUUGAGGAGGUGAUGGAGAAAAAUAAGGAAGAGAAUAUAAAACUACAGGAGAAGCUCCAUAUAUCUCAGGAGCAACUUUCAUUGGCUGAAGACAGGAUCAACAACCUAGAAAGCAGCUUAAAUCUUUACCGGGAUAAGUAUCAGGCAGCCAUGAACAGCCUCGAAAUGCUUGAAUGUCAAAUGAAGGUCUUAGAGGGAGAUGUCAGAAUUAUGUCCAAGCAGGAGGAAGAUAUUAAGGGGGAUCAACCAAAGGAAAGAACUACAGAAUGUUUAAUAUAUGAACUGAAGGAGACCCAAAAGCGCCUAAAUGAUGCAUGGCAAGAGGGCUCUGAACAAGAAGAGGUCCUUCAAGAGCUUCGAGAUAAGCUCAUUUGUAGCAAUCUUAAAAUAUUGGAUCAUGAAGAGACGCUUAUAAAAUUAGAAGUGGACUUUGCUGCCUAUCGAGUGUCCCACAGACAACUUGUCUGCCCUUCAGAUGAGUCAGAGGAUAUCAAUCAGAUCUUGGCGCAGAUUGAGGAACAGUGUGAGAGUCAGUGCCUCCGAGUAGAAGAGUACCAGUACCUCCUACAGGACAUGAAGAAGGAGCUGGAAAGAGUAUCAGAACAGAAGAAGAAGAUCAUGAAGGACCUCAUGAAGCUGGAGUUAGAUAUGCACAACCUUCUGCAAGAGACAGCAAACCAAACAGAGUGGAAGGAUGGAAAAGUGAAGGAUUUAAAGGAACACAUGAAGAAUCUACAAGUUCAAUUGAAAGAAUCCCAGACUAUUUGUUUAGAGAAAGAAAAAGUCAUUCAGGAGAAAAAUGAAACCCUGUGCCAAACUCAGCGGGAAAUAAUCCUGGUGCAAAAUACCCUUGAAGAAAAGCAUGCAGAAAUGGAGAAGCAACAAGCCAGAGUAGAAGAGGUGGAGCAAACCCUCCAGAAGGUGAAGCAGCAGGAGGAAAAAAGUGAGACCCAGAAUGCUGUCCUGGAUGCUGAGGUCCAGCAGCUGAAGUGUAGACUAAAUGAGGCCCACGAAGGCCAGAAGCUGAUUGUUCAGCAGCUGACGUAUGCUGAUGAACAGGCAGCUCUGCUAAAAGACAGCCUAAACCUUACCCAACAGAAACUGGAAGCUAAAAUAUCUGAGAAUAAAGAAAAGAAUGAUCUUAUCGACAGAUUAUCCAAUCAACUUGAAAGACAUCAAGAAGAUUCAUCCACAGCAGUGAAUCUACUGGAAACAGAAAGAAAGAAUCUUGAAAUUCUGACAUCAGAGCUUCAAGUAUCCAAUAGGAAACACCAGAAUGCAGAAAAGAAAAUUGCAGAACUUCAGAAAACAAUGGAUCAUAUGAAACCGCAGCUGAGACAAUGCAAGGAGAAGAUGAAGGAACUUGAGGAGCAGCUCAAAGAGGAACGUAAUAGUAAUAGGAUUCUACGAAAUCAACUGAAACAGCUAAAGAAUGAGCAAGAAGAUAGCCAAGACUUGAUGCUAAAUUGGAUGACCCAAGAAAAAGAGCUGAAGGAUCAAAUUAAGGCACUCAAGCUGGAGAUCCAAAACAAUAAGCAACUGGAGGAGGAGAAAGUGACCCUCCUUGAAGAUCAGUCGAUAUAUUAUUCACCACAGUGGUGCCAGGCUGAGGCUGUUGAAAAGGCACAUCUAGCUGAAAAGAGGAAGGAGAGAUGGAAUGAGCCUGAGGAUGAGAAAGACAAUCUCCUGGACAUGAUGGAAUCUCAAUCACUGCAGUUGGUCUCACCUCCAAUAAAGGUCUGUGCUGAGGAGAAGAUACAACAUCAGGCCAAAAAGAGGAAGGAGAGAAGAAAUGAACCUGAGGAUGAGAAAUAUAGUCUCUUGGAUGUGAUGGAAUAUUAUUCGCCAGAAUUGGACUCACCUACAAGAAAGCUCAGUGCUGAGAAGAAGAUUCAACAGCAAGCAGAAAAGGACUUGCCUAUUAGAAAGCCCUGUGCUGACCAAAAGAAGAUUCUACAGCAAGUAAAAAAGGAAAAGGACAGAUUGAGUGAACCUGAGGAUGACCAGCAGGGUCUCCAGGAUAAGAUGAAAGAUUGUUCAUGCCCACAAGACUCAAAAGCAAGAAGACCCAAUACUAUUGCAAAGAAGAUCCAGCAGCCGGUAGAAAAGGUUGAGGACAGAUUGAAUGAGCCUGAGGAUGACCAACAGAGUCUCCGGGAUAAGAUGCAAUAUUAUGCAUUGCGACUAGAUUCACCUACAAGAAAGCUCACUUCUACUGUGAGGAAGAUCCAACAGCAAGCAGAUAAGCAAGAUUCACCAACAAGAAAAAUCUGUACUUCUGAGAAGAUGCAACAGCAAGCAGAAAAUGUUGAGAACAAAUCAAAUGAGCCUGAGGAUGACCAACAGAGUCUCCAGGAUAAGAUGCAAUAUUAUGCGUUGCGACUGGAUUCGCCUACAAAAAAGCUCACUUCUGCUGUAAGGAAGAUCCAACAGCAAGCAGAUAAGGUAAAGGACAGACUGAAGGAAGCCGAGAAUGAGAAACAGAGUCUCCAGGAUAAGGUGCAAUAUUAUUUUUUACAACUGGAUUCACCUACAAGACAACUCAGUUCUACUGUGUGGAAGAUCCAGCAACAGGGAGAUGUGAGCAGUCCCAAGAGCAUAAGAAUGGAUUUACCUACAAGAAAGCACAGUUGUGCUACGGUGAAGAUCCAACAGCAACCAGAGAAGAUGACAGAAAAAUUGAAUGAACCUGAGGAUGAGAAACCAAGUCUCGACAAAAAGAAGCAAUACUAUCUUUCGCAAGGGGACUCGCCUACAAGAAAGCUCCAUACACCUGAGAAGAUGAUACCACAGCAGGCAGAAAAGGACUCACCUAUAAGAAAACUCUAUACACCUGAGAAGAAGAUGCAACAGCAGGCAGAAAAGGAUUCAUCUACAAGAAAGAUCUCUUUGCCUAAGAAGAUGCAACAGCAGGCAGAAAAAGACUCGCCUACAAGAAAACUCCAUGCACCUGAGAAGAAGAUCCAACAGCAGCCAGGAAAGGAGGAAUAUGUUGGGAGUGAACCUGAGGAUAAGAGCCAGGAUCUCCAGGAUAAGAUACAAUAUUUUACACUACUUCCAAAAAAGCUCAGGUCUGCUGAGAAGAUCCAACCAAAGGAAAAAAAGGGCUUACCUAAAAGAAAGCCUCGAUAUCCUGAGAAGAAGACCCCAAGGCAACCGGAAGAGAGUUCACCUACAAGAAAGCCUAGUUAUCCUGAGAAGAGGAUGAAAAGGCUGCCAGACGAGGAGGAAGAUAUUGGGAGUCAACCUAAGGAUGAAUUCCAGGAUGAAAAGCAAUACCCUCCAUUGUAUGAGGACUCAAUUCAAAGAAAGUUCAUUUCUCCUGAGAUCAUCCAACCAAAAGAAAAAAAGGAAGAAUAUGUUGGGAGUGAACCUGAGGAUAAGAGCCAGGAUCUCCAGGAUAAGAUAGAAUAUUUUACACUACUUCCAAAAAAACUCAGGUCUGCUGAGAAGAUCCAACCAGAGGAAGAAAAGGAGGAAGAUGUUAGGAGUGAACCAGAGGAUGAGAGUCAAUACCUACAGGAUGAGAUGCAAUAUUCUCCAUUGCAUCACAUCUCACUUCCAAGAAAACUUGGUUCUACUGAGAAGAUUCAACCAAAGGGAGAAAAGGGCUCACCUACAAGAAAGCCUAGUUAUCCUGAGAAGAAGAUGGAAAGGCAGCCAGAAGAGGAGGAAGAUAUUGUGAGUGAACCCAAGGAUGAGAGCCUGGAUCUCCAGGAUGAGAUGCAAUAUUCUCCACUGCAUCAGGAUUCACCACAAAGAAAGGUCAGUUUUACUGAGAAGAUGCAAACAAAGGGAGACAAGGGCUCACCUACAAGAAAGCCUAGUUAUCCUGAGAAGAAGAUGGAAAGGCAGCCAGAAGAGGAGGAAGAUAUUGGAAGCAAACCUAAGGAUGAGGUGCAAUAUUCUCCAUUGCAUCAGAUCUCACCUAAGAUGCAACCAAAGAGAGAAAAUGGCUCACCUACAAGAAAGCCUAGUUUUCCUGAAAAGAAGCUGAAAAUGCCGCCAGAAGAGGGCUUACCUACAAGAAAGCCUAGUUAUCCUGAGAAGAUGGAAAAACAGCCAGAAGAGGGCUUACCUACAAGAAUGCCUAGUUAUUCUGAGAAGAUGGAAAAACAGCCAGAAGAGGGCUUACCUACAAGAAAGCCUAGUUAUCCUGAGAAGAUGGAAAAACAGCCAGAAAAGGGCUUACCUACAAGAAAGCCUAGUUAUCCUGAGAAGAUGGAAAAACAGCCAGAAGAGGAGGAAUAUAUUGGGAGUGAACCAGGGGAUGAGAGCCAGGUUCUCCAGGAUGAGAUGCAAUAUUCUCCAUUGCAUCAAAAUUCAGCACCAAGAAAGGUCAGUUUUCCUGAGAAGAUACAUUCAAAGGAAGAAAAGGGUUCACCUACAAGAAAGCCUAGUUAUCCUGAGAAGAAGGUAGAAGGGCAGCCAGAAAAGGAAGAAGAUAUUCAGAGUGAACCUGAGGAAAAAAGCCAUGGUUUCCAGGAUGAGAUGGAAUAUUCUCCAUUGCAUCAGAUCUCAACUCCAAGAAAGCUAAGUUCUACUGAGAAGAAAAUGCAACCAAAGGGAGAAAAGGGCUCACCCAUAAGAAAGCCUAAUUAUUUGGAGAAGAUGGAAAAGCAGCCAGAAGAGGGCUCACCUACAAGAAAGCCUGGUUAUCUUAAGAAGAAGAUGGAAGAGCAGUCUGAAGAGGGGAGCAGGUCUGAGAGCAACACAGAGGAGGAAGAUACUAUGAGUGAACCCUCAGAGGAAAGUGAGGAUAUCCAGGAUGAGAUGGAAUAUUCUCCAUUGCAGCAGGCCUCAAUUCCAAGUAUACUCAGUUCUAUUAAAAGGAAAAUCCAUCCAAAAGGAGAAAAGGAGGAAGAUACUAUGAGUGAACCCUCAGAAGAGAGUGAGGAUAUCCAGGAUGAGAUACAAUAUUCUCCACUACAGCAGGCCUCAACUCCAAGUACACUCAGUUCUACUAAGAGGAAAAUCCAACCAAAAGGAGAAAAGGAGGAAGAUACUAUGAGUGAACCCUCAGAGGAAAGUGAGGAUAUCCAGGAUGAGAUACAAUAUUCUCCACUACAGCAGGCCUCAACUCCAAGUACACUCAGUUCUACUAAAAGGAAAAUCCAACCAAAAGGAGAAAAGGAGGAAGAUUCUAUGAGUGAACCCUCAGAGGAAAGUGAGGAUAUCCAGGAUGAGAUACAAUAUUCUCCACUGCAGCAGGCUUCAACUCCAAGUACACUCAGUUCUACUAAGAGGAAAAUCCAACCAAAAGGAGAAAAGGAGGAAUAUACUGUGAGUGAACCCUCAGAGGAGAGUGUGGAUCUCCAGGAUGAGAUGGAAUAUUCUCCAUUGCAGCAGGCUUCAACUCCAAGAAAACUCAGUUCUACUGAGAAGAAAAUCCAACCAAAAGGAGAAAAGGAGGAAGAUACUGUGAGUGAACCCUCAGAGGAGAGUGUGGAUCUCCAGGGUGAGAUGGAAUAUUCUCCAUUGCAGCAGGCUUCAACUCCAAGAAAACUCAGUUCUACUGAGAAGAAAAUCCAACCAAAAGGAGAAAAGGAGGAAUAUACUGUGAGUGAACUCUCAGAGGAGAGUGUGGAUCUCCAAGGUGAGAUGGAAUAUUCUCCAUUGCAGCAGGCUUCAACUCCAAGAAAACUCAGUUCUACUGAGAAGAAAAUCCAACCAAAAGGAGAAAAGGAGGAAGAUACUGUGAGUGAACCCUCAGAGGAGAGUGUGGAUCUCCAGGGUGAGAUAGAAUAUUCUCCAUUGCAGCAGGUUUCGACGCCAAGAAAACUCAGUUCUACUGAGAAAAAAAUCCAACCAAAAGGAGAAAAGAAGGAAUAUAUUGUGAGUGAACCCUCAGAUGAGAACCAAGAUCUCCCAGAGGAGAAGCAAUAUUCUCCACUGCAGCAGGCCUCAACUCCAAAAAUGUUCAGUUCUACUGAAAAGUUCCAACCAAAAAGAGAAAAGGUGGAAGAUAUUUGGAUUGACCCUGAUUAUGAGAGACUGCGUCCCCAGGAAAAGGUCCAAAAUUCUUCAUUGCAGCUGGCCUCGCCUCCAAGAAAACUCAAUUCUACUGAGAGGAAGAUCCAACCAAAGGGAGAAAAGGGCUCACCUAAAACAAAACCUGAUUAUUUGGAGAAGAAGAUGGAAAGGCAGACAGAAAAGGAGGAAGAUAUUGUGAGUGAACCCUCAGAUGAGAACCAAGAUCUCCCAGAGGAGAAGCAAUAUUCUCCACUGCAGCAGGCCUCAACUCCAAAAGUGCUCAGUUCUACUGAAAAGAUCCAACCAAAAGGAGAAAAGGUUGAAGAUAUUUGGAUUGACCCUGAUUAUGAGAGACUGCGUCCCCAGGAAAAGGUCCAAAAUUCUUCAUUGCAGCUGGCCUCGCCUCCAAGAAAACUCAAUUCUACUGAGAGGAAGAUCCAACCAAAGGGAGAAAAGGGCUCACCUAAAACAAAACCUGAUUAUUUGGAGAAGAAGAUGGAAAGGCAGACAGAAAAGGAGGAAGAUAUUGUGAGUGAACCCUCAGAUAAGAAUCAAGAUCUCCCAGAGGAGAAGCAAUAUUCUCCACUGCAGCAGGCCUCAACUCCAAAAGUGCUCAGUUCUACUGAAAAGAUCCAACCAAAAGGAGAAAAGGUGGAAGAUAUUUGGAUUGACCCUGAUUAUGAGAGACUGCGUCCCCAGGAAAAGGUCCAAAAUUCUUCAUUGCAGCUGGCCUCGCCUCCAAGAAAACUCAAUUCUACUGAGAGGAAGAUCCAACCAAAGGGAGAAAAGGGCUCACCUACAAGAAAGCCCAGUGAUUCUGAGAAGGUGGAAAAACAGCCAGAAGAGAAGAGAAGAUUGAAUGAACUGGAGGAUGAGAAUCAGUGUCUUCGAGAUAAGGUCGAAUAUUAUUCAUCACAAAUGGAUUCAGCCACGAUCAAGCUCUAUACUGCUGAGAAGCUCCAACAGCAAGCUGAAAAGGAAAAGGAAAGAUUAAAUAAGCUGGAGAAUGAGAAUCAGAAUCUCCGGGAUAAAAUGGAGUAUUAUUCAUUAAAACUUGACUCGGCUUCAAGAAAGCUCAGUGCUGCUGAGAAGAUGAUGCUACAGCAGGCAGAAAAGGAGAAAGAAAGAUUGAAUGAGCUGGAGAGAGAGAACCAGAAACUCCGGGAUAAAAUGCAAUAUUAUUCAACACAAUUGGAAUCAGCUACAGUCAGGCUCCAUGAAGCUGAGAAGAAGAUUCGACAAGCACAAAAGAAGAAGGAUGGACUGAAAGAGUUGGAAAAUGAGAAACUGGGUCCCUGGGAGAAGGCAAAAUAUUUUUCAUUUCACAUGGAUGCAUUUACAAGCAGGGUCAGAGCAACUGAGAAGGUACAACUACUGGCCGAAAAGAGGAAGGACAAAUUGAAGGAGCUGGAGUGUGAGAACCAGAAUCUCCGGGAUAGGAUGCAAUAUUAUUCAUGGCAACUGAACUCAACUACAGUCAAACUCUGUGCUGCUGAGAAGAUCCUUCAGCAGGAAGAAAAGCCGGACUCACAUAGAGGAAAACCUAAUGCAGAACAGAAGAAGAUCCAACAGCAGGCAGAAAAGUUGCCACAGGACCUACCUGCAAGAAAGUUAAAGGCUGCUGAGAAGAUCCAACCACAGGAAGAAAGGAUGAACAGACCAAAAAGCACCACAAGGGACUCACCUGCAGGAAAGUUCCUUGUUGCUGAAAAGAUCCAACUACAGGCAGAAAGGAUGAGCAGACCAAAAGGCACCACAAUGGACUCACCUGCAGGAAAACAGAGUGCUCCUGAGAAGAUCCAACCACAGGCAGAAAAGAUGACCAUACCAAAAGACACUAUAGUGGACUCACCUGCAGAAAAUGUCAUUGCUGCUGAGAAGAUUCAACCAGAGACAGAAAGGAUGGGCAGACCAAAAAGCACCACAAUGGACUCACCUGCAGGAAAUAUCAGUGCUGCUGAGAAGAUCCAACCAAAGGCAGAAAGGAGAAGCAGACCAAAAAGCACCACAAUGGACUCACCUGCAGGAAAGCUUGGUGCUGCUGAGAAGAUCCAACCACAGGCAGAAAGGAUGAGCAGACCAAAAAGCACCACAAUGGACUCACCUGCAGGAAAGCUUGGUGCUCCUGAGAAGAUCCAACCACAGGCAGAAAAGAUGAGCAGACCAAAAAGCACCACAAUGGACUCACCUGCAGGAAAGCUUGGUGCUGCUGAGAAGAUCCAACCACAGGCAGAAAGGAUGAACAGACCAAAAGGCACCAUAAUGGACUCACCUGCAGGAAAACUCAUUGCUGCUGAGAAGAUCCAACCACAGGCAGAAAGGAUGAGCAGACUAAAAAGCACCACAAUGGACUCACCUACAGAAAAGCUCAGUGCUGCUGAGAAGAUCCAACCACAGACAGAAAGGAGGAGCAGACCAAAGGUCGCCACAAGAGACUCACCUGGAAGAAAGCUUGGUGCUGCUGAGAAGAUCCAGCCAAAGGCAGAAAGGAGGAGCAGACCAAAAGACACCAUAAUGGACUCAACUUCAGGAAAACUCUGUGUUGCUGAGACAGUUCAACCACAGGCAGAAAGGAUGAGCAGACCAAAAAGCACCACAAUGGUAGGGACGGAAGACAGUGCAGGAGAAUCACUUUAUAACCUAGCCACACAUCAGUUGUCACCCAGUUUUCACUCCUCUGAGGAGGACAUAUUGAGUGAUGAAGAGGAUGAGGAGAGUCUCCAAGAUAAAAUGGAUUAUGAUCCCAUGCAGGAGUACUCACCUACUGCUGCUCAGAAUAUGCAAAAGCAGACAGAAAAGGAGGAGGACAUAUUGAAUCAAGAGGAGGAUGGGGAGAGUCGCCAGGAUAAUAUGGAAUAUGAUCCAAUGCAGCAGAACUCACCUACAGCAGAAAAGACUUCUUCAACUGAUGUAACCUCUUCUGAUGAAAUCUUCUUCAUGUGCAAGCAAUGCAGCCAUGAAUCUUUACCCGCAACCUUUACAACCGAGGAAGACCAAUUGAGUGAAUCCGAGGAUGAGAACCUGAGUCUUGAAGAUAAGACACAAUAUAAUCCAUUGCAACAGGAAUCACCUAAAAGAAAAAAAAGUGCCACUAAGAAGUUCCAAAAACAGAGAGAAAAGGAGGACAGAUUGAGUGGAUCCAAGGAUGAGUGGAUCCAUAGUUUCCAGUAUAACAUGCAAUAUUAUUCAUUGCAAAAGGACUCAACUAAAAGAAAACUCAGUGCUACUGAGAAGAUCCAACAGCAAGCAGAUACUGAGAAGGAUCAAAUGGAUAAACUAGAGGAAGAGAAUAAGAAUCUCUGGGAUGCACUGAGACGAUGUACCAUACAAUUGGAGACAAUUAAAAACAAGUUUAAGUCUUCUAUGAAGGAGAUGGAUGUGAAGGAAAAUAAGGCUUCAUCUUCAAGAAAGCUGAGUGCAGUUGAGAAGAUCCAACAACAGGCAGAAAAGUGGGACUCGCCUUCAAGAAAACUCAGUGCUGCUGAGAAGGCUGAACAGGAGGAAGAAAAGAGGAAUUCACCUAGAAGAAAACUCAGUUUGGUUAAGAAGAUUAUACAACAGCAGGCAGUGAAGUGGGAGUCAUCUACAAGACAACUCAGUGCUGAUAAGAAGAUCCAACAGGAGGAAGAAAAGAAGGAAGAUGAAAUGGAUAACCUAAAGGAUGAGAACAAAAUUCUCCAAGAGGUGCUAAGACGAUGUACAAUACAAUUGGAGUCAGCUACAAUCAAGCUUGAGGCUGUCAAAAAGGAAAAAGAGCAAAAGGAAAAAGAGAGAGAUUCACCUGCAAGGAAGCCCUGUGCUGCUGGGAAGAUGAUGCUACAGAAGGUAGAACAGGAGGAAGAUGAAAUGGGUAAGCUAAAAGAUGAGAAUGAGAUUCUCCAAGAGACCCUGAGACGAUGUACAAUACUAUUGGAGUCAGCUAUAUUCAAGCUUGAGGCUUCUAAGAAGAAGAGACAGCAAAAGGAAAAAAAGGAGGAAGAUAAAAUGGGUAAGCUAAAAAAUGAGAAUGAUAUUCUCCAAGAGGCUCUGAGAAGAUGUACAAUAGAGUUGGAGUCAGCUACAAUCAAGCUUGAGGCUGUAGAGGAGAGAAAGCAAAAGGAAAAAGAGGAGGAAGAGACAUCGACUGAAUCAGAGGAUGAGAAACAGUGUUUCAAGGAUAAGAUGCAAAACUAUCUAUUGAAAACGGACUCAUGUACAAGAAAACUCAGUUUUGCCGAGAAGACUGCACAGGAAGCAGAAAGUGAGGAAGAUGAAAUGUGUAAGCUAAAGGAAGAGAAUGAGAUUCUCCAAGAGGCCCUGAGACUAUGUACAAUACAGUUGGAGUCAGCUAAAAUCAAGCUUGAGGCUGCUGAGAAGGAGAGAGAGCAAAAGGGAAAAGAGGAGGAAGAGACAUCGACUGAAUCAGAGGAUGAGAAACAGUGUUUCAAGGAUAAGAUGCAAAACUAUCUAUUGAAAACGGACUCAUGUACAAGAAAACUCAGUUUUGCCGAGAAGACUGCACAGGAAGCAGAAAGUGAGGAAGAUGAAAUGUGUAAGCUAAAGGAAGAGAAUGAGAUUCUCCAAGAGGCCCUGAGACGAUUUACAAUACAGUUGGAGUCAGCUACAAUCAAGCUUGAGGCUGCUGAGAAGGAGAGAGAGCAAAAGGGAAAAGAGGAGGAAGAGACAUUGACUGAAUCAGAGGAUGAAAAACAGUGUCUCAAGGAUAAGAUGCAAGACUAUCUAUUGAAAAGGGACUCAUGUACAAGAAAACUCAGUUCUGCUGAGAAGACUGCACAGGAAGCAGAAAGUGAGGAAGAUGAAAUUUGUAACCUAAAAGAUGAGAAUGAGUGUCUUCAAGAGGCCUUGAGAAGAUGUACAAUACAGUUGGAGUCAGCUACCAUCAAGCUUGAUGCUGCUGAGGAGAGAGAGCAAAAGGAAAAAGAGAGAGAUUCACCUCAAAGGAAGUCCUGUGCUGCUGUGAAGAUUAUACCACAGAAGGUAGAAAAGAUAUAUCCAUGUACAAGAAAGCUCAGUACUCUCAGUACUUGUGAGAAGAUGAUGCCACAACAGGCAGAAAAGAAGGACGCACCUUUAAGAAAACUCAGUUCUUUUGUGACAUGCCAAGAGGAAGGAAAAAAGGAGGAAGAUGAAAUGGGUAACCUAAAGGAGGAGAAUGAGAUUCUCCAAGAAGCCCUGAGACAAUGUACAAGAGAGUUGGAAUCAGCUACAAUAAAGCUUGAGGCUGCUGAGAAGGAGAGAGAGCAAAAGGAAAAAGAGAGAGAUUCACCUGCAAGGAAGCCCUGUGCUUUUGGGAAGAUGAUGCCACAGAAGGUAGAACAGAUUCAUCCAUGUACAAGAAAGCUCAGUACUCUCAGUACUUGUGAGAAGAUGAUGCCACAACAGGCAGAAAAGAAGGACUCACUUACAAGAAAAUUCAGUGCUCCUGAAAAGACUCCACAGGAACCAGAAAGUGAGGAAGAUGAAAUAUGCAACCUAACGGAGGGAAAUGAGAGUCUCCAAGAUGCCCUGAGACGAUAUACAAUACAGUUGGGGUCAGCUACAAUCAAGCUUGAGGCUGGUGAGAAGGAGAGAGAGCAAAAGGAAAAAGAGAGAGAUUUACCUGCAAGGAAAUCCUGUGCUGCUGUGAAGAUGAUGCCAUGUAAGAUAGAAAAGAGGGACUCGGGUACAAGAAAAAUCAGUGCUACUGAGAAGACUCAACAGGAGGAUGAAAAGAAGGACGCAACUUUAAGAAAACAAAGUGCUUCUGUGACAUGCCAAGAGGAAGGAAAAAAGGAGGAAGAUGAAAUGGGUAACCUAAGGGAGGAGAAUGGGAUUCUCCAAGAGGCCCUAAGACUAUGUACAAUACAAUUGGAGUCACCUACAAUCAAGCUUGAGGCUGCUGAGAAGGAGAGAGAGCAAAAGGAAAAAGAGAGAGAUUCACUGGCAAGGAAGCCCUGUGCUGCUGGGAAGAUGAUGCCACAGAAGGUAGAAAAGGGAGAAGAUGAAAUGUGUAAGCUAAAGGAAGAGAAUGAGAUUCUCCAAGAUGCACUGAGACGAUAUACAAUACAGUUGGAGUCAGCUACAAUCAAGCUUGAGGCUGCUGAGAAGGAGAGAGAGCAAAAGGAAAAAGAGAGAGAUUCACCUGCAAGGAAGUCCUGUGCUGCUGUGAAGAUGAUACCACAGAAGGUAGAAAAGUGGGAUUCGCCUACAAGAAAACUCAGUGCGGCUGAGAAGACCCAAAGGGAAGAAGAAAAGAUUCAUCCAUGUACAAGAAAGCUCAGUACUCUCAGUACUUGUGAGAAGAUGAUGCCACAGCAGGCAGAAAAGAAGGACACAACUUUAAGAAAACAAAGUGCUUCUGUGACAUUCCAAGAGGAAGAAAAAAAGAGAGAUUCACUGGCAAGGAAGCCCUGUGCUGCUGGGAAGAUGAUGCCACAGAAGGUAGAAAAGGAGGAAGGUGAAAUGGGUAACCUAAAGGAUGAGAAUGAGAGUCUCCAAGAUGCCCUGAAACGAUAUACAAUACAGUUGGAAUCAGCUACAAUCAAGCUUGAGGCUGUUGAGAAGGAGAGAGAGCCAAAGGAAAAAGAGAGAGAUUCACCUUCAAGGAAGCCCUGUGCUGCUGGGAAGCUGAUACCACAGCAGGCAGAAAAGUGGUACUCACCUAUAAGAAAGCAAAGUGCUGUUGAGAAAAUUCAAGAGGAGGCAAAAAGGGAGGAAAAUAAAACAUGCAACCUUAAAGAUGAGAAUGAGGUUCUCCGAGAGGCCCUGAGACGAUGUACAAUACUGUUGGACUCAGCUACAAACAAGCUUGAGGCUACUGAGAAGGCAAUAGAGCAAAAGGAAAAAGAGUGGGACUUGACUACAAGAACACUCAGUGCUGCUGAGAAGAUCCAACAGGAAGCAAGAAAGGAGAAAGAUGAAGUAGAUAACCUAAAGGAUGAGAAUGAGAUUCUCCGAGAUGCCCUAAGAUGUUGUACAAUACAAUUGGAGUCAGCUACUAACAAGCUUGAGGCUGCUGAGAAGGAGAUAGAGCGAAAGGAAAAAGAGGAGGAAGAUGAAGUGGAUAACCUAAAGGAUGAGAAUGAGAUUCUCCGAGAUGCCCUAAGAUGUUGUACAAUACAAUUGGAGUCAGCUACUAACAAGCUUGAGGCUGCUGAGAAGGAGAUAGAGCGAAAGGAAAAAGAGGAGGAAGAUGAAGUGGAUAAUCUAAAGGAUGAAAAUGAGAUUCUCCGAGAAACCCUAAGACAAUGUACGAAGCAGUUGGAGUCAGCUACAAACAAGCUUGAGGCUGCUGAGAAGAAGAGAGAGCAAAAGGAAAAAGAGUGGGACUCAACUACAAGAAAAUUCAGUGCUGCUAAGAUGAUCCAACUGGAGGAAGAAAAGGAAAAGGAUCAAAUGGUAGGUGAGCUAGAGGAGGAGAACAAGAUGCUGAGGAAGGCCCUGAGACAAUGUACAAAGCAAUUGGAGUCAGCUACAAAUGAGCUUGAAAAUACUGAGAAGGGGAGGGACAUGAAGGAAAAUAAGAAGGAUUCACCCACAAAAUUCAGUGCUGCUGAGAUGAUGCAACAGCAGGCAGAAAGGUGUGACUCACCUACAAGAAAACUCAGUACUGCUGAGAAGAUCCAACAGGAGAAAGAAAAAUGGUGUUCACCUAUAAGAAAGCUCAGUGCUGCUGAGAAGAGCCAACAACAGGCAGAAAACGAGGGGAAUCAAAUUGGUAAGCUAGAGGAAGAGAAUGAAAUUCUCCGAAAAGCCCUGAGACAAUGUACAAAGCAAUUGGAGUCAGCUGCAAACAAACUUGAGUCUACUGAGAAGGAGAUGCAGGUGAAGGAAAAUGAGAGGGAUUCACCUAUAAGAAGACUCGGUGCUGCUGAGAUGGUGCAACAGCAAGCAGAAAAGUGGGACUCACCUAGAAGAAAGUUCAGUGCUGCUGAAAAGAAGAUCCAACAGCAGGCAGAUAGGUAUCUUAUCCACUCACCUAUAAGAAGGCCCAGUUCUGCUGAGAAGAUCCAACAACAGUCAGUUUGUGAGAAGGAUCAAGUGAAUGUAUUAGAAGAGGAGGUCAAGAUUCUCCAGGAGUCCCUGAGACAAUGUACCAUGCAACUGGAAUCAGCUACAAACAAGCUAGAGAUAGCUGCUGACAAGAGAGACUCGCCUACAAGAAAACAAAGUGCUGCUGAGGAAAUCCAACAGCAGGCAAAAAAGGGGAACUCACGUAUAAGAAAGCUCAAUGAUGCUGAGAUCCAACAACAAGCAAAUACUGAGAAGGAUCAAGUGAGUGUGUUAGAGGAGGAAGUCAAGAUUCUCCAGGAAGCCCUGAAACAAUGUACCAUGCAACUGGAAUCAGCUACAAACAAGCUGGAGGAAGCUGCUGACAAGAGAAUGGAGGUUAUAGAAAUUGAGAGUUAUUCACCUAUAAGAAAGCUUUAUACUGCUGAAAAGAUCCACCAGCAGGUAGAAAAGAUGGACUCAACUACAAAAAGAUUCAAUGCUGCAAUGCAGAUGAUGCAACAAGCAGAAAAGAGGACCUCAUCUCCAAAAAGGCUGUGUGCUGUUGAGAAGAUACAACCACAGAUAGAAAUGGAAGAAGAGAAACUGAGUGAAUCGGAGGCUGAAAAAGAGAGUCUAGGAUAUAAGAUGGAAUAUUCUCCAUUGAGUAGGGUCUUAUCUCCAAGGAGACUUCGUGCUGCUGAGAAGAUCCAACAACAAGUAGAAAGGAGAGCCUCACCUCCAAGAAGGCUCUGUGCUGCUAAGAAGAUACAACUGGCUGAAAAGUGGGAAUCACCUUCAAGAAAGUUCCAUUUUGCUCAGAAGAACCAACCACUAGCAGAAAAGAAGUCACCUCCAAGAAAGCUCUAUACUUCUGAGAAGAAGAUCCAACAACAGACAGAAAAGGAGGAGGACAUAUUGAGUGAAUCCGAGGCUGAGAAAGAGUAUAUGGUGUAUAAGAUGGAUUCUCCACUGAGGAUAGCCUCAUCUCCAAGGAAGUUCAGUGAGGAGAAGAUCCAACCUUUUUGUUUGGCAGAAAGGGUAAGCCAACCCCGAGAAUACCAGUGGAAGUCAUCUCCAAGAACACUCAGAGCUACUGAGAAGAGGAUGCAACAGCAGGCAGAAAAGGAGGACACUCUGUGUGAAUUUGAGACGGAGAAAGAAAAUCUGGCAUAUAAAAUAGAAUAUUCUCCAUUGAAGAAGGCCUCAUGUCCAAAAAGGCUCAGUGCUGCUGAGAAGAAGAUCCAUCAGCAGACAGAAAGGUGGAACUCACCUCCAAGACUGCACUGUGCAGCUGAGAAUUGGAUCCAACUUCAAUCAGACAAGGAGGACGACAGAUUGAGUGAGUCUGGGCCUGAGGAGCACUGUUUUAGAGAUAAGAUGAAAUGUUCUGCAUUGAGGAAGAAGUCCCCUCCAAGGAGGAUGUGUGCUCCUGCAAAGAUCCAACAGCAGGCAGAAAGGGGGAACUCACUUCCAAGACAGCACUAUGCAACUGAGAAUUGGAUCCAACUUCAGUCAGACAAGGAGGACGACAGAUUGAGUGAGUCUGGGCCUGAGGAGCACUGUUUUAGAGAUAAGAUGAAAUGUUCUGCAUUGAGGAAGAAGUCCCCUCCAAGGAGGAUGUGUGCUGCCGCAAAGAUCCAACAGCAGGCAGAAAGGGAGGAGGACAGAUUGAGUGAAUCCGAGAUUGAGAAAAAGAAUCUGUGGGAAAAGGUGGAAUGUUCUCCAUUGAUGAAGGCCUCCCCUCCAAAGAGGAUGUGUGCUGCUGCAAAGAUCCAACAGCAGGCAGAAAAGGGGAACUCACUUCCAAGACAGUACUAUGCAACUGAGAAUUGGAUCCAACUUCAGUCAGACAAGGAGGACGACAGAUUGAGUGAAUCUGAAAUUGAGAAAAAGAAUCUGUGGGAAAAGGUGGAAUGUUCUCCAUUGAUGAAGGCCUCCCCUCCAAAGAGGAUGUGUGCUGCUGCAAAGAUCCAACAGCAGGAAGAAAGGGAGGAGGACAGAUUGAGUGAAUCUGAAAUUGAGGAAAAGAGUCUGUGGGAAAAGAUGGAAUGUUCUCCAUUGAUGAAGGCCUCCCCUCCAAAGAGGAUGUGUGCUGCUGCAAAGAUCCAACAGCAGGCAGAAAAGGGGAACUCACUUCCAAGACUGCACUGCGCAGCUGAGACGAAGAUCCAACAGCAGACAGACAAGGAGGACGACAGAUUGAGUGAAUCUGAAAUUGAGAAAAAGAAUCUGUGGGAAAAAGUGGAAUGUUCUCCAUUGAUGAAGGCCUCCCCUCCAAAGAGGAUGUGUGCUGCUGCAAAGAUCCAACAGCAGGAAGAAAGGGAGGACUCACCUCCAAGACUGCACUGCGCAGCUGAGAUGAAGAUCCAACAGCAGGCAGACAUGCAGGACUCACUUACAAGACAGCUCUGUGCUGCUGAGAAGAUCCAAGAGCUGAUAGAAAAGGAGGAGAAAGUGGGUAAGCUAACGGAAGAGAAUGACAUUCUCCGGGAUGCACUGAAACAUUGUACCUUGCAGUUGGAGUCAGCUGCAAACAAGCUUGCAGCUGCUGAGGAGGCAAUAGAGGUGAAGGAAAAUGAGGUGGCAUGCCAGAAACAAGCUCUGCAAGUUGUACAAAAGAAUCUCCAACAGGCAGAAAAACGGGAACAGGAGAACUUCGAGAAUGCCCAGUGCUUCCUGGAGUUAACCCAAAAGUCAGCGGUGUGCCAAGAAAAUCUGAAGGAGGCUCUGGAGAAGCUCAAUCAGGCCACCCGGGAGGCGUCGUUGCUCCGCGUGGAGCUGCAGCAGACUCUGCAGAAGAAGAUUCAGCUGGAGAAGGAGACGGCGGCUUAUAAGAACCGCAUGAAGAAGCUCCACGGGGAGCUGAAGAAGCUCCAAGGCUUCCACCAGCAGAGUGAGGAAGAGGUCCAUGCCUUCAACCAGAAGAUAGAACAUCUGAAUGUCCAGCUGGCCUAUUGGCAAAAGAAACACAAGAAUGACCUCCACUUCUUGGCAGCCAAAGAUGAGCAGCUUGUCGUCUUCAAGGUGGAAAUGGACACCCUCAAAGAGAACCUGCGGGAAGAGGAGAUCAAGAAAGACUACCUACAGGAUGAAAUCUGCAUCUUAAAGGAGCGCUAUCUGUCCACUAGCUGCGAGGUGGAAGCCCUGCGCAAUACCUUGGGGAACGCGCACAAAGACACCUGGAAACUGCAGCUAGAGAGCCAAGUGGUUGCAUCAAACGUUCAUCAAUGGGUGAAGGAGCAAAAAAAUAAUACUGAGAAAUUAGGAUCCAGGAUUCGAGAGCAGGUCAAAUGCAUUUCCCAACUGGCUGAUGAAAAGGAGUGCCUCAAUGCGAUCUGUCGAUUCCUUGCGUUGAACAUCACCAUCUCGUGUCACGCAACUCAAACAAUAACUGAGUUUGGGGCCUUCCAGCUUGUCCAGGCCACUCUACAGCCAGGACCUAGUCUAUUUUGCCUAUGCUUCCAACGACUAUUCGGCUCUAUUCACUUAGAGCCACGAAGGACUUCCAACCCAAGCCUCCAAACCAUAACAGCAUUUAUCAGACUGAGAUUUGUAAUAAAUGUCUUUUUAGGUUUCAGUGGGACUCGCAGUCUUUCUGCCCAUUCACCAUUCAUGAGUCCCAGCCCCGCUCUCUGAAACCUGAGCAGAGGGACGGGGAUUCUUCCAUGAUCUUAACGCGCUUCACGACGUGCGGACAACUUCCAGAGCAAACUUCUGGAUGGCUUCUUUUCUUAAUCCAAUAGGAAAUCAUUCACAAGGAAAGAAAAAUGAGGGAUUUGAGGGCCAAAGUCCAAGAGAGGAUGAGAAACAUGAGAGAAUAGUAAGCCUUACGCAGAUUUUCCACAUUGAGAGUUGGAGACACAGGCCAGCUGCCUUCUCAGUUCCCAUAAUCCCUUCCUCCUACCCACGUAAAAUCCCAUAAUGAAAUCCAUGGGACAGCCAAACUAUUUUAUUGAAGGGAGACUGCAUUGAUUGCAUUGACUAAAGUGCAAGGAAUCACAUUCCUGAUACCCAGGAUGGAGGGAGAAAUAGUUAAGAUCAUGCUUUCCACAGUAAAAAAAAAAUGUUCUUUGAAGGCAGCGAGAGGGGUCGUGCACUUCCCUCUCAAUAUUUUGUUUAUGAUGUCAGGGGUUUUUUUGAGGGGGGGGGCAAGGAGGGGAACUAUGGGAAAGGGAAGUAAGUGGAGCAUAAUUAUUACUCAAUGACCAAAAAAAAGGCUAAUUUCUCCCUUCCUUUUCAACUUACAGUAACAGCCCCCGUAUUAACUUUUUUGUGGUGAUUAUUGCACUGAUAGGGUCUGGAUUGCUCACUGUAACGAGUUUAUUAUAAGCAAAUCCAAUGAUAGAGCACAGAAGUAGCUUGGCUAUAGGACAUCCAUUUUAAAGAAUUCUGUGUCCUCCUCCUAGCUGCUGGUUCACUUACAUAAUCAAUAGAAUGAAAA